Otolemur garnettii (small-eared galago) is the source of this 3084-nucleotide messenger RNA. It is a transcript of the gene ZDHHC7, whose product is annotated as zinc finger DHHC-type containing 7. The coding region runs from base 349 to 1278 and encodes 309 amino acids. Gene Ontology annotation, biological process: peptidyl-L-cysteine S-palmitoylation; protein targeting to membrane. The record is from RefSeq and is a predicted model, not a curated record. Gene Ontology annotation, molecular function: protein-cysteine S-palmitoyltransferase activity. Gene Ontology annotation, cellular component: endoplasmic reticulum; Golgi apparatus. Lineage: Eukaryota; Metazoa; Chordata; Mammalia; Primates; Galagidae. The transcript is spliced from 8 exons.
ACUUCCGGGGGUCGCACCGCCCAGCUCUCCGACCAGAGCUCCUGGCUCCGGCGUUUGCUCCGCUACCGCCUCGAUGCUACCGGCUCGGUGGGACUGAAGGGAUCGAGCCGAGCCGCGGGGCCCGCUCCAGCCCGGCCAUGAGCGCGGCCGCAUGAUGCGUCCCUGCCUCGGCCGCUGCACUCGCCGCCGCCGCCGCCGCAGACCAGGAGGAGCCGCAGCGCCGGGCGACCCCGCCCGGGCCUCGGAUCCUAUCACAUAGGACAGUAUGCACCUUAAGAUCUUGAAGAAAAGGCACAAAAUGUCCAAGUGAUGUUUAGAAAUAACUGGUGAGGGUGUGUCGGGGACAUCAUGCAGCCAUCAGGACACAGGCUCCGGGACGUCGAGCAUCAUCCUCUCCUGACUGAAAACGACAAUUAUGACUCUUCGUCAUCCUCCUCUUCCUCUGAGGCUGACAUGGCAGACAGGGUCUGGUUCAUACGUGACAGCUGUGGCAUGAUCUGUGCCGUCAUGACGUGGCUUCUGGUCGUCUAUGCAGACUUUGUGGUGACGUUUGUCAUGCUGCUGCCUUCCAAAGACUUCUGGUACUCCGUGGUCAACGGGGUCAUCUUCAACUGCCUGGCUGUGCUCGCCCUGUCGUCUCACCUGCGGACCAUGCUCACCGACCCUGGGGCAGUACCCAAAGGAAAUGCUACAAAAGAAUACAUGGAGAGUUUGCAGCUGAAGCCGGGGGAGGUGAUCUACAAGUGUCCCAAGUGCUGCUGUAUCAAGCCCGAGCGCGCCCACCACUGCAGUAUUUGCAAAAGAUGUAUUCGGAAAAUGGACCAUCAUUGCCCGUGGGUGAACAAUUGUGUAGGAGAAAAGAAUCAGAGAUUUUUUGUGCUCUUCACUAUGUACAUAGCUCUGUCUUCAGUCCACGCUCUGAUUCUCUGUGGGUUUCAGUUUAUCUCCUGUGUCCGAGGGCAGUGGACGGAAUGCAGUGAUUUUUCACCUCCAAUAACCGUAAUCCUGUUGAUCUUCCUGUGCCUUGAGGGUCUUCUGUUUUUCACUUUCACUGCGGUGAUGUUUGGCACCCAGAUCCAUUCAAUAUGCAACGAUGAGACGGAGAUUGAGAGGCUGAAGAGUGAGAAGCCCACGUGGGAGCGGAGGCUGCGAUGGGAAGGGAUGAAGUCUGUCUUUGGGGGGCCCCCUUCACUCCUCUGGAUGAACCCCUUCGUCGGCUUCCGAUUUAGGCGACUGCCUAUGAGACCCAGGAAAGGAGGCCCAGAGUUCUCCGUGUGAGGCCCCCGGGCUGGCACCUGCUAACAAAUGUCAAGUGGCAGGGCAAGCAGAACCGCACGAGCCAGCUGCUUGCAGCAAGCAGAGUUUUAUAUAUUUAUAGUCACAGAUGGGAGGCUUUCCAAACUGGAUGAGGCUCUCCUCAGUUCCACCUGUACGGCCAACGCAGGGUAUGUGGCCACUGAAGACGCCAAAGGUCAUUCCUUUCUGCACAGUUGGGACUUUUGUUAAGAAUACUUUGCAUUUUCUAAGAAGCUGUUUGGGAUAUUACAUAGGUGUUAAAAUCCUGUGCUGUAAGCUGCUUUUUUCAUUCAUGAAAGAAAAAACAGUCAAUCCAGUGAACAAGGAUUCUCCAGCGGUCACUCCAGGGAGCCCCUCUCCACCCUGGAUCAUUAGUGCACUCCCUCGGUCCCAGCAGGGGGGUUGCAUAGAAGGACGUUGGUCUCGUUUGCUCUGACACUUUGCACUAAAGUUGCAAAGGAUCCGUGCACUGAACAGUGAGGUGGCCUCGGGGCACUCCCCACUGCCCGGAAGAGGCGUCCUCUGACCCUUUCCGCAAGUUUGCGCGUGUGUGCGUGUCUGUGAGUAUGUGGGCUGUGUGCAUGUGUGUCCAAACUGGCAGUAUUGUUUAGACAAUGUAACAUUUAUCGGCUAUGUACAGCAAACAAGCUAUUUUUUAGAAACUGAUGUUUCAGGGAAGAGGGGAGAGGUGCCGCGGGUCCUCCCCGUGGGUUACUAUGAAUGUAUUGUAUAUUGGAGAGUGUCUUGAUCCAAAGAACAAUCACUCCCAUGCGGUCCUUUGUUGCCCUCCUGUUUUAAUUUUAUUUUAAAAAUCUUGGGUGCAUGAGGGCCUUAGAAAUGAUUUUUUUGUUGUUCCAGCCAAAUUAGCAGCGUGUGAAUGGCACCUUGGUGAGAGCAGAGCAGAAUCUCAUGGUUUUGUGCAGCUCGGUGUGGGGAGGGCCAGCACGUCAGCCGGGAAACACGGGGGAGGCAGGGGUUGGCCCUUUGGCCCCUCUGGGAAGGUUGGGGGACCGUGGGGCAGCCAGCCCCCAGCACGGGUGACUGUACGUGCCUCGGUCCAGGGGGCAGCAGCCUGUCAGACGUUGGGUCAGCAUCUGUUCUCUACCCAUGGCACAAGGGGUACAAUGGGAUCCUUGGUGCGGAGCUUACAAUUACGCCAGAAAACAAACAGCUCCCCUCCUGGGGACUUGCCUUAAACUUGCCUGGUUUGUACUUUUUUUUGCCAGUCACAUCAAGAAGCGCUGUGUGACAGAGUCUGAGGGGCUUCCUCAGAGUCUGCCCCCACGCUUAGAGAAGUUGGUGUUUCCCUCCAGGGCCUGUUCACCUUUCUGUUCCUCUGUGAACUGUUCUGUGUUUGUUCUUGGUCACUCUGUCCCCUAUCGUAACCAGGGCCUCCACCACUGCUGAUCAAACCACAGAGGGGCCUCCUGGGACCCAGUGCAGCCACGUGAACAAGCCGGCAGGACUCUGAUGCGGAUCAAGUCGGUCCCUGUAGAGGACGGACUGAGUCACACCAGCUGGACAGAGCACACUGUGGUCCAGGAGACAGAGUCCCAGAGAUUGUUCUGCACACUCACUGGCACAGCCCUUGUCUGGGUUGGACCGUGUAUCGGGCUUCAUUGUGAGGCUUUUCAUAUGUAUAUCCUGUUUAUCAAUAAAACAAAUUAUUGAAGUGGUUGACUCCUGUGAGCCGUGGCGAGUGUCUGCAAAUCAAGUGUACUUGACCUUUAAACCUCUUCUUUCAAUGUAACUUUUAUAUGAAAUAAAGUAACCAAUUGACAGUUCUCA